GCUAUAUGAGAAAAUUUCUAACCAAAGAGCCGAUAAUUCUUAUAAGUUAGUCAACCAUUUUCUAAAUAAUUAUGACUUGAUGGCAGUUGAAAAAUUAGAAAUUAAGAAAAUGAUUGAGUUCGGCAAGCGAGUAGUGGAAGUAAAUCCUAAAAAUACCAGCAAAAGAUGUUUUGGUUGUGGGGAAAUUAAACAAGGUUUAGAGUUAAAAAACAGAAUAUUUGUUUGUGCUUGUGGAUAUGAAGCAGAUAGAGAUAUUAAUGCGGCGAAAAAUAUACUCUGCAAGGCACAAACAACGGAGCAGGAACUGUCUUCGUUAGACGAGAACAUGACUUCGGUCUCUUCGUUAGAACCUCAACGAGGAAGUUCCCAUCUUCAAAUCCAAAAGGAUUAG
Racocetra persica is the source of this 391-nucleotide messenger RNA. The record is from the annotation of a GenBank genome assembly. Lineage: Eukaryota; Fungi; Glomeromycota; Glomeromycetes; Diversisporales; Gigasporaceae.